This is a messenger RNA of Trichomycterus rosablanca, 1529 nucleotides long. RefSeq lists its product as uncharacterized. The record is from RefSeq and is a predicted model, not a curated record. The coding region runs from base 76 to 1206 and encodes 376 amino acids. Lineage: Eukaryota; Metazoa; Chordata; Actinopteri; Siluriformes; Trichomycteridae. The transcript is spliced from 12 exons.
GUUUGUUUUGUCAGUCUCUUUUAAAGACAUAACAGAAGUACAGAAUUACAACACUGUGACGGUCACAUUAAAACGAUGUUUCACAUUGUGGAAUUUGCAGACAAAAAGGUUGCAGUAGUCCCAGCUGUUUGGGUAUCGAAUGGAAUCUGUAGCUGGCCCCCAUACAAAAAUGGAAACGAGAUGAGCAAGGCAGUGAAAAAGCAAGAAAUUCCGAAUCCAGACUGGGCAAAAUACGCUGUCAUAGUGAGAUGCACGAAAAAUUCAUACGAUGCUAUAAGGCCUAAAUUAGCACUGGCUGAACAGCAAAGUGAUCUGCAAACAGAGAGUGAAGAUGACACAAUGCCCUCAUACAAAAGAAGGAAAGGAAGGGGAUUCAAUAGGAAAUAUAUUCAGUCUGACAAUGAAGACGAUGUUGGAGACAAUGGUGAUUUUGAAGAAACAAUAUCUGAUGUAAAUUAUCUGCCAGAUACUGCCAAUGCUACUAGACAACCAACUAAUGCGACAUCACCACCCAAUGUGCCAGAAAGAACUCUAGGCAUCACACCACCACCCCUGUUUCCACCACCUCAGCUCCGAACAACAUUGAUGGUAAAUACCCCAGCAACCCGACAAAUGCAGAGCGAGGCAGAUGCAUCUACUAGUCAAGCCACUGAUGCUGGGACAAUACCACCCAAUGUGCCUGAAAGAACUCUAGGCAUCACAGCACAAACACCUCAGCUACCGACAUCACUUAGGUUAAAUACCCCAGCAAGGAGACAACUGCAGAUCGAGACAACCACACCUGUGCAGAUCGAAAUUCUCACUCAGCUUGAAAUAAUCAAGCAGCAACAGGCCCAAAUCCUGCUGUUACUACAAAAACAAAACUCUAUGGGUGCUAUGGGUACAAACCAGACAGAAGUGGUGGCGAUAGCAGCAAAGUUUCCCAUUAAGGACAGGAGUGGUCUUACCACACUAGAGCAGGAGCUUCGUGAAAGCCCAGCCAUCAAAGAGAAAGCAAUAAACUAUUUUGGCAUCAUCGGGGGUACAAAUGUAAGAGAUACGACAUGGCGUACUCUUCAGAAGAUGAUUUCAAAUGACCUUGCUAGAUCAAUGAAUUGGAAAGGGGCCAAUGGAAAGGUCUCAUUCAGCGACUCGUUUACGAGAAAUAGUCAAUCAGUCAGUGAGAAAAAAUGUUGUGUGCGCAGAAGCCACAGAUGUAGCCAUUGAGUCAGUGGUAAAAAGAUGGCAAGGAGACAAGAGGAGCUCCAGUGAAAGACUAGAAGAACUGGUAAGAUAUGGAAGAUACGGCCUGAUGUGGAAGAGGAAAUGCAGCUCUACAAACAGGAAAAGUCAUUCCAUUUGAUUCUAAUUUACAGCACAUGGUAGCGGUCACUAAAAAGGAAAUGGUUUAGUCCCCAUGGUUUAGUAAUCCAUUCUCUGUUUAUAAACUGUACCCGUUAAUUUGUAAUCCGUACUCCUGAUUUUGUAAAAUACCCGUGGAUUUGUGAAAUGUAAUCUCAAAUUUAAAAUUAGAAACCUUAUUUUGUAAA